Fragaria vesca subsp. vesca is the source of this 639-nucleotide messenger RNA. Its product is annotated as auxin-binding protein ABP19b-like. Lineage: Eukaryota; Viridiplantae; Streptophyta; Magnoliopsida; Rosales; Rosaceae. The record is from RefSeq and is a predicted model, not a curated record. Gene Ontology annotation, cellular component: cell wall. The transcript has a single exon. Gene Ontology annotation, molecular function: manganese ion binding. The coding region runs from base 1 to 639 and encodes 212 amino acids.
AUGGAGAUUAUCUAUGUCUUCUGCAUGUUUUCUCUCCUUGUCUCCUUCUCUUAUGCUGCUGUGCAAGACUUUUGUGUUGCUGACUACACAGCUCCUUCUGGACCUGCAGGCUACUCUUGCAAAAAGGAUGAAAUGGUUACAGCGGAUGAUUUCGUAUACUCCGGCCUAAAUACUACCGGUAACACCGUAAACAUAUUCAAAGCUGCAAACACCCCUGCGUCCGCUGACCAGUUUCCUGGUGUGAAUGGCCUUGGCAUUUCAAUGGCUCGUGUCGACGUGGCUGCCGGUGGGGUUAUCCCUUUGCAUAUACACCCCGGAGCGAAUGAAGUCCUAUUUGUUGCGGAAGGAACAUUAGAUGCCGGGUUCAUAUCCUCAGAUCGGAACACGGUAUAUGUCAAAACUAUUAAGAAAGGUGAUAUUAUAGUUUUCCCUCGAGGGUUAUUGCACUUCCAAGUGAAUGUUGGAAAUGGUACCCCAGUUGUUGCAUUUGCUAGCUACAGCAGUGCAAGGCCAGGUCUACAGAUUGUGGACUUUGCACUAUUUAAAAGCAACCUUUCUACUGAAUUGAUAAAGCGCUCUACUUUUCUUGACUUUUUGCAGAUAAAGAAACUGAAGAUUGUCUUUGGUGGUACUAAUUAA